Acanthaster planci (crown-of-thorns starfish) is the source of this 3549-nucleotide messenger RNA. RefSeq lists its product as uncharacterized. Gene Ontology annotation, molecular function: D-cysteine desulfhydrase activity. Lineage: Eukaryota; Metazoa; Echinodermata; Asteroidea; Valvatida; Acanthasteridae. The record is from RefSeq and is a predicted model, not a curated record.
UACAUGGUCUAAUAUUACACCAUUACGAGGCCAAGUUUAUCGGUAAUGUGCUCUGCAACUUGCAAGGUCAUGAAGCAAGGUUUGUGUCAACCGGUUGAAAAAAACAGUGACUACAGUUGAGUAACUUUGUCCUUUGAGCUCUACAAAAACACCUUGCAUGUGUUUCAACUGAACCAGUUUGACUUUAUCUGGAAGGUUCGCUAACACUGUUACAGAAAGGGUCAUUUGCACUGACUUUGCAUUUGCAUAAGAUUUUGAGUGCAGUAAAUUGGCAAGACUUGGCGCUACUUAGCUCUACUGAAGGAUUAUCAUGCACACUGUGUGUGCAUGUCGUGACCCGUGUGUAACCCCUGGAAUUAAUGGCCAUGGGUAGAGCCUGGCUUCUGAUUGGUCGGUUGGGAGUCAGGCCUGUUGGCUGCAGUCAGCCUCAACACGCUCUGUACCAAGGCACCCAUUCAUCAAGUUCAUUUUCAAGGGGCUUCCAUUGUGCCCGGUUUCAUGCACACUGCCCCAGCUGGACUGUGCGUGUACAUUGUAGGGUCGCCAAAGGCACUCCAAAACUGCUGAGUUGGAUAGGCCAAGAUACCGGUUUGGACCAGUCUUGGAACAAUUCACACAGACUGCACACUAACCAUGACCGUGGUAGUGCUUUGAGCCGGUGUGGAUCACUAACAACUGCCGUCCAUGAUUCGUACAACUCACAACCAGGAUCGUGCAAGACUUUGACUAUGGAGAGCGAAGCAUCGUUGGAUUGCAGGACUGAUCCCGACCUGAUGGCCGGGGAAUUUGCAGGAUACUCUGGUGAUGGACCUGUACCGACGGAUUUUUUGCUGCCGUAUGAACCGCCGGACUGGAUGUCUGAUCUGCAGAAGAUCCCCAAGUACAGAGUUCAGCUGAUACACGGAAUCACUCCCAUCCAAAGAUGGUACCUCCCAAAUGUACCUGCCGACUUUGAAAUCCACAUCAAGCGAGACGACAUGACCGGAUGCGAGCUGUCUGGAAACAAGGCACGAAAGCUGGAGUUUCUCCUGGCUGAUGCCAUCCACCAAGGCUGCUCUGCUGUUAUCACCUGUGGAUCCAUGCAGUCCAACCACUGCCGGGCCACAGCAUUGGCAGUUCGACAGCUGGGCCUGGAACCCCACCUUCUGCUCAGGUCACCAGUCUCAGACCCGGCGGAGGUGACGUGCAGCGGCAACAUGCUCCUCAAUCGCCUGGUCGGAGCCCAUGUCUACCUCAUGCCAAGGAAGUCGCAGUUUGCUGGGGACAUCAAGCCGAGGCUGGACCAGCUCGUGCAGAAAAUCAAGGAGGAAACGGGCGAGAGUGCCUACCCUAUCCCCAUCGGUGGCUCUACUGCUGUGGGGCUGUAUGGCUACCUAGAAGGUUUCGCUGAGCUACAACGGCAGGGUGUGGUGGAAAAGUUCACGGACAUUGUAAUCGCCUGCGGCAGUAGCGGCUCCACACUUGGUCUUGCUCUGGCCAACUAUCUCACCAACUCCAAGCUAAAGGUGCACGGAAUGAUAGUCUCGGAUGACUCCCAGUACCACUAUAAGGAGAUGAACAAGGUCUUGCGGGAGGUGGAUGCCAAGCACAGCAACGGCAAGGCCCUCCAGGCUGAAGACAUCGUCAACUUGGUGGACGGAGUCAAGGGGAGGGGUUACGGCUUGUCUACGCCGGAGGAGCUAGACAAGGUCGCUGAGAUUUGCGCCAAGACCGGGAUCAUCAUCGACCCCAUCUACACGGGGAAGAGCGUGCACCACCUCAUACAACUGACCAGAGAGAAACCGGACAUGUUCAAGGGCAGCAAAAUUCUGUUUGUGCACACAGGAGGGAUCUUUGGACUUUUCGAUGGGCGCAUGGACGAAACGAUCAAGCGAGUGGGGCUGGAGCAGAACAAGUUCCAUGAGUGGAUGGAGCUGGCCGUCCAAGCUCCCGAUCUGAACCUCUGAAACCUGUCAAGAGUGCCCUCUUGUGGCCAUGUGCUGCAUUUUGCAUGACUGACACGGCCGCUUUUUUUUACUAACCUCACCGGUUGACAAUAUCUCCGUGCGCGAGGCCUCAGUGCCCUCGGAUGGUUUGGUCGAUCCAGUAUGCUCCUCAGGAGGACUCGGUGACCUGAGGGGUUUCCCACCUGUCAGCACAGCCAAUUCAGUUUCAGAAGUUCGGCCCACAAGGGAUUGUCGUCAGGAAAAUAAUGUAAAUAUUGGAGCAUCAAAACCAGUCUUCCUGAUAUCUUAGAAAUUGUUUUGGGGAAAUCUGCACCCUGUUUUUUCUGAAUACAAAUAGUACUUGAAACACCACUGAAGAACAAAAUAUCUUUACCGUAAUUGUUUGAAAAUUGUAAAGUAUACGCUGCCUUUUUUUUAAGACCACAGAGGUCAACCCUAAAAUUCUGAAGUCUGACACCAGCUGAUGGUUACAUGCGUCUAUGAAAAGUGGCUCUACAGCCUUAUAUAGAACCAUUCCGGUGACCAGUGUUGUAUUCGAGUCCAUCGCACGUCCUUUCACAAGUUCCUUCACAAGGCUAGUCAUGAGUAACAGGUUGAACAAUGACAAAAGAAUGCUUUUGUCACAUCUCAAUUGAAUAGGUUGUGAAUUGGCCUAGGACUGAAUGACUUGUGAUGGAUUUGUGAUGGAUUACAGGGACUCCCAGGGACUUGUGAUGGACUUGAAUACAACAUUGCUGGCGACCAUGGUAAUGCCAUCGCUGGUUAUUUGCAGUGGCCCCCUGUAAUGGCGGUAAGCAUUGUGAUAACUAUUGUAUGCGGCCACUGCUCCGUGACAGUCACUCCCCACAAAACCCAACACAAUGCUUACCACCAUUCGAGGGGGCCAUCAGGACUGUAAGUGAGACACAAGUGGCUUCGUCUAUUGCUGGUUGUUCCGCUUGAAGUCACAACUAUAUCAUUUGGACGGUCCUUCUUUCAUUGGAAGCAGCUCAAACUGAACAGUUAUGUAUAUUUCAUUAAGUUUAUACAGCUCCUGAAAUGCUUUCCAUGAUGACCAGAAAGACAUACCCGAGUAUAAUUUAAAACUGUUCAAAAAUCAGCAAAAUUACAAAAAAAAAACCAAAAAGAUCAAAGGACAAACCAAGCCAAGACUAAUCCCUGAUUCUAACAGCUUAACAUGUGUUGUUUGUCGUCUGCAUGAGUUGUAGAAGUAAGGUUACAAGGCUGAUUUCAGGUUAUUUGACUGCACAAAUCUCAUGGUUUUAAAGAAACCAACAAGGAUAGUCUCUGUAUAUAUAUUUCACCAUUUCAACUGGUCCACUUCAAAUUGAUUGUGGUUGAGAUAAAGAAAAGAUUUUAUUUAUUUUAUGUGAUAGGUUUUUACAGGAGCACUAUGUGCUUUGAUGUCUAAUUAUUCCCAGUUAAUGCUUCACUUUAUUAUCUCUAAAGUAUUUAGAAUGAUAAUUUCUUUUUUUCUUUAAAGUGGCUUAAAAAAUGCCCCCAAAUUGGCUUGUGGUUGACAGUUUGAUGCAUGGAAAUUGAUCAGUUUUGGGAUUGCGUUGUAUUUAAAAAUUUGGAAUAAAUAAUUUGAAGCUAAAAUACA